GUGCAGCGCAGUGUUGAUAUUUGAGACGUCUUGCACUUGUAUUUUACUUUAAUUAUUGUUUAUUAUAUCCAGAUACCAAAACUGACGUGAAUUCAUACACUGACGGUCACGUAUAAAGAUAAUGGUAAUGAUAAGAAUUCCUUCAUAGCAGAUAAAAUUAGAUAAUAUUAUGCGCGUACUGCUUUAAAUUGUUCCUGUAUUGUGUGGUCAUAUACUGAAUAUAAAUAUGACUUUGCCAUUACCUAUACCACCUUGUGCUAAAAGAGAUGGUAUUAGUUGUAUUGGAAGUGACCGUUUUGAAUAUGCAAGUACAAUGGCGACGACUUUAAUGGCACCUGUUAAAACGGAACGGGAAAUCUUUGAGCACUCUAUGUUGGAAGAUGACCCAAAUGCUAAUACCCAGCCCUUAAGUGAAGUGGGAAAACAGCCUCGCUGGGGACCAAAGCACAAAGGAGCACAGGAACUUGCUGAGCUCUAUAGUCCAGGGAAAAGGCUCCAAGAGUGGGUAUGUGUUGUGGUCUGCUGCACAUUGUGCAUAUGUGCUGGUCUUUUGAUGUGCAGAUAUAUAAAUGCAGAUGCUUCUCUGAUAUUAGCAGCUUUAGCUGGUGUGCUAACAGCUGAUUUUGCUUCUGGAGUAGUUCAUUGGGCUGCAGACACUUGGGGUGCUGUGGAUCUUCCAAUAAUAGGCAAGAACUUUUUGCGGCCAUUUCGUGAACACCACAUCGACCCUACGUCAAUAACGCGACAUGAUUUUGUUGAGACUAAUGGAGACAAUUUUGCAAUCACAAUACCAGUGCUAGCCAGGAUAGUAUGGCAGUUACUCACUUAUGAUGAAGCAGCUAUCAACAGCGAAAUACAUUGGAUAUCGUACUGGUAUUUGUGUUGCAUUUUUGUAGCAAUGACGAAUCAGAUACAUAAAUGGUCGCACACUUACUUCGGAUUGCCGGCUUGGGUCGUGUGGCUACAGGAGUGGCACGUGGUGCUGCCGCGCCGCCACCACCGGAUACACCACGUCGCGCCGCACGAGACUUACUUUUGCAUCACUACGGGCUGGUUGAACUGGCCUCUAGAAAAACUCCAUUUUUGGUCCACGUUGGAGUUUAUUAUCGAAGCGCUGACCGGCUGCAAGCCCCGCGCUGAUGAUAUGAAGUGGGCCCAAAAGCGUUCCUAGAAUUUACUACUACACAAUGAUUUAAAUACUAUCGUCGUAUUUAAAUUAACACAAUAUUUUACUAGUAGCACAUAUUAUGAUCUACAUAGUAAGAUUUUCGAUUGUUUCACUGUAUACGUCGACGCGACACAUAAUUAUUUGGUGGCGUUCGUAAAAGGCAUCGCGCAAGAAAACUUAGAGGCACUUAAUUAUGAUUAACCUUCAAUUUAAUGAAGAGUUUGACAGAGAAUGU
This is a messenger RNA of Aricia agestis (brown argus), 1403 nucleotides long. It is a transcript of the gene Kua, whose product is annotated as plasmanylethanolamine desaturase. The transcript is spliced from 5 exons. The coding region runs from base 227 to 1171 and encodes 314 amino acids. NCBI's taxonomy places the organism in Eukaryota, Metazoa, Arthropoda, Insecta, Lepidoptera, Lycaenidae. Gene Ontology annotation, molecular function: oxidoreductase activity. The record is from RefSeq and is a predicted model, not a curated record.